This is a messenger RNA of Owenia fusiformis, 3474 nucleotides long. The record is from the annotation of a GenBank genome assembly. Lineage: Eukaryota; Metazoa; Annelida; Polychaeta; Sabellida; Oweniidae.
AUGGAGGGAUCAGAAGUUGACGAAAUGCAUCAGAGCCCCAGCAUUUUAUUGUGUAAAAAUCAGAAUAUAACCAUACUAAUCUAUCAAGUUGUGAGGUACAAGGGCAGGACAACUGCUGAUAUGGAUGGUGUUAAGAUUAAGCUGGAAAAGAUUGAUGAUGGUUACCAUGAUAGCAGUUCCUAUGGCGGCACAAUACCUGCAACCAUGACAACCAGCCAAAUGAUAAAGAAUGAGACAAUGGAUACAAAUAUAUAUGAAGCUCAGAAUCCCCAUAUCAACAGUUCCACACUGUUGAAUAUACAUCGUCACCUAGGGAUGAAAUAUCGGAGAGCUAGGACGCCCCCUGGUACAAAUGCGCAUAGUAAACCAACAUGUGUAAACUGCAAAGAAAGUUUCAACACUCAUAAGGAAUUCAUCAGUCACAAACUCGGCUAUCUGAACUGCUCUAAAUACUGUUACAUUUGUAGAAGUGAAAUAAAACAUGUAACCAUGGCAACACAUCUCGAGGAAUUCCAUCCGCUAACUGCUAAAUGUCUCGAUAAAUUAAAAAGAACCCUCCACAAGCAUGUAACCGAUAAUGUGACCUGCAGAUUAUGUGAUAUUAGUUUUUCACAUGACCAAGAUAUGGAGCGACAUUUUGGAAGUGCCAGUCAUAUUGAUAAAAUGAAAGUUGCCGAGGACGUGUAUAUUUGUAAAUCCUGUCAACAGACAUUCACGGAACAAGACGCAUAUGCAAUGCAUAUGUUAUCUGUUGCACAGAACGGCACAUGCAAAAACAUCAAAUCUGAACUCCAACAAACUGUACAUAUUAAACCACUUGAUAAAAUUCAAAAUCCUACUUCAAAAGCCAAUACAAAAUAUGAAAAGGAAGCAGCAAAGCCAAAUAUGAGUAACAAUGAACAAGCAGCCAAGAUCAAACAGGCUUUGGUAUUUGCAAUUCAACAAAGAAAUGACACAAAUAAAACACCAGAAUGUGUUCCAAGAGUGGGAACUUCAAUCUGCAUGUACUGUGGAAAACAAGUUCCCAUUCAAGAAUCAGUUGAACAUAACAAGGUAUGUAAGACUUUAUAUACUGUGAAGGCCUCAAUGCAACAACAACAUAAGAACCAAACACUAAACACGGCAGUAAACGCUGCUUAUGUGUGCACAGUCUGUAAGCAAUCAUUUUCAUGUAAGGAUUCACUGGCGAUGCAUGUCCUGAUGCACGUCAAACAGGAAGUAGAUGCUUCAAAAGCUGCCCGCGAUUCAAGCACUUCUGGUAAAUAUGGAAAACAAAUGCUGAAACAUGUUUAUAACAUUCAGCGUUAUAGGUGUCGUAAAUGUAGCCAGGCAUUUGGUACUCAAGAUGAACUGGCAAUGCAUAUGAUGUCACAAGCAAAUGAUCCUCUACACAAUGGAGAACAGUCAAGCCCAGGAGCAAAAUUAACAAGGAGUUCAGGAAAGCAAUCUCUUCAAAGAACAAGCUUGAACUCACCAGUUCUUGUCCCAAAAACAAGCCUCAACUCAUCUAUUCAGCCACAGGGCUCAACUGGACAGGUUGGCUGGAGAGCUUCUCUUGUACUUCACAAAUCAAAUUCUCAAUUUCCCCCCUCCCACCCCAUACUUCCCAAAGAGCAACCAAUGAAUGAACAUAAACAUAUUGACCAUACACGUGAGUGCCACAGUGAAGGCAACAUAGAUACCAGUCAACCAACUGCCGCAGCCAUUAAACGUAAAGCACAUAGCUUGGAUUGUGAUGCACCUCCUACUAAACAGAUCAAGUCUAUAGAACAGGGCCUAAAUGAUCUGAGACCUAGUUCAGUGUCCAAUACACCCCAGUCACCAAUUUUCAAACAUGGGACAAAUUUUAUGGGACUUAUCUGUUACUUAUGUGGAACACAAUUUAGAGACUAUCAAAAAUUACGGGACCAUAUUUACAGAGGACAACCAUGUACACCAGCGUCAGAUAACCAAGGUUUGACGGAGAGACCCAGGUCUAACCAAUCAGGCGCUACAUUAUAUUCAAACCAGUCAAAUCAUGAUGAUACACCGCUGAGUGGAUCUCUGAUUUUAGAACCUGUUGACUUAACAAAGACUGAUACAUCUGAAGAGUUAGAACAUGUACGUCUUGCUCUAGAUGAGUAUAUGAAGAGACAAAAUGACAAUGCUACUGAUCCCAUCACAAAAACUAGAAUCAAAACAGAAAAAGUGGAGACACAUAUUGACAAUAAUUCAAAUCAUGCCAAAAAUGUCCAAAUUGCUUCAAAAGAUAAUUCUGGAGAAAAGGACGAUGUUUUACAAUUUGUGCUGUCGAAUCAGGAUUCCUUGCACAUGUGUCCCCAUUGUAAGAUUAUAUUUGUUGAUCAAACUAUUUUUCAAUUACAUAUGGGGCUUCAUAAUCAUAACAAACCUUGGCAGUGUAACAUUUGUGGAACUCUGACCAGUGGAGUCCACGAGUUUGCCUGUCAUGUCGUUCACUUAAAAAAAUAAUGUAUUGCAAAACUUAUCAAAGUACAACUACUGGUAAAUAUCUUAAAUAAUUAGGGAAGUGAAGAAAACUAUUCUAUUGUAAUGAUAUAAUAUCUGUGAUCAGUGAAAUCAUUAUUUUUGUUGUAAAUAAAUAAAAGAUUAUAAAUUAUUAUUUUUUCAUGGAAAAUGGAAAAGAAUCAUUGAAUUAUAUUAAAAAAUAAAUAAAAAGUAGCGUUAUUUUCACAUUAUUUCUCAUCACCAAGGCAGUUCUUAAAAAACUGAAAAGCAUUGAUGUGGUUUGGCAGUUUAAUAAUUGGAGGGUACCCCAUCAUUCUUAGAUGUACUCUAAGAUUAUGAUGCAGUAAUGACCAACCUACCAACCUUGGAUGUCAAUUAAUGUGAUUGAUGAGAACACACCUAUGUGUAUCCAAGGAAACUGACAUAAACAUAAAUGAUAUACCUUCAUCUCUAUAAAUAUUUGGCAUCCUAAUUGGUAAAAGGUAAUGAAUAAUAAAUGUAUCCUUCUUCGGUUAACAAUAAGUUGACAAGGAGCAGGAUUUUGAUAUAAUUAUUGGUACAUUUUCUUAUUGUUUUUUACAAUGCAUUUUCAAGCUGUGUUAACAUUUUUUUUACAUCUAUUGCUUAUAUAAUAUGUUAACAGGGAACUGAACUUAUGAGAUUUUUUCUUGGUAAGUAAAUUGGUAAGCUUUUUAAUGGAUACUAUCACAGUAUCAAAAAGAGGAAAAGCCCUAUAAUUGAUAUCAUAAAAUAAUUCAAGGUUAUAAUAUACACAUACAAUAUACAUGCAGUUCAUUAGAUUUACUGAAAUUAAUUAUUAAUGUUGCGUCCAUCUGGUUGUACUUCCAAAAAUAACAGACUAUUUCAAUGUGUCAAAUAUUUAGUUCAUUGUUGUAUGUCUGCACACUGCUCAAAAUAGAUUUCUUAUAAAUUAUUAAGCAUUGACAUUACGUAGGCAUGCAAUGGUUCCCCAUUUUAUUUCUAAUAGAAUAUAGUAUCUAAUGUCCA